AUGCGGACGAUAGUCGCAUGGUCCAGUGCGACAAGUGUGUUGAUUUGGUACCACUUCGUAUGUGUGGGUGUUACCGAGGACGUUCAGCAUCACGAUUUUAUCUGCCCUCCAUGCGGAGCCGCCAAGGAAAAGGCUAAUAAAAAGCGCAAGUCAUCAAAGGCUUCAUCGAAAGUCCCGUCACUAAGUACGAAUGUGAAUGUUCCGGCGAGCAUUCAAGUACCAGUACAAACGGCUCAAUCAGCAUCCGAAGCAGCGUUGCUAGACCGUUCCGCGUACAUCGAUACAACUACCGCGGUUACUACAAGUAUUUUGACGACUGCUCCUGUUAUCCCAACAACAGAAUUAGGAUUAGCAACUAAUAUUCCACCCUACAAGUAUGCCCCCACGGUCCCUCAAGCUCCAGUUGUAUCGUGGAGUACCACCAUACCCUCAGCCAACUCGUUUCCGCCUCUAGCGUAUGGACAGUUUAACCAGAUCCCAACGUCUAGUUUAUCGUUGCCCUACCCAGUUCCACCACCCGCUCUGCCAAAGCCCUCGUGUGCAAUUCUACCGCCAAAUACGUGCGAGUCGAGCUACUAUCCGGGAGUACUUGCAGCUCAGAAUUUCGCAGUACCUUCCUGUGGCAAUCAGCUGAUUCCAUCCCUGCAUUAUAGCACUCCUCUAUCGUCUCGAAAUGCGCCAAUCACUACUUUGCCCAACAAGACAACCCAGAACACUGCAAUCACGUUUAUAGGAAAUAAACCAUCUGACACCAAGAAACAAGGUCGGGAGGAGAUUCUCAGUCAGCGUUCCGUUGCAGCUAGUUCCAGAAAGUCUAAGAAGGAUGAAAGGCUUCAAUUGGAGCUGCAAAUUCUUGACGAAGAAAGGAAGUUGCAGGAAGAAGAACAGGCGAAGAAACGUGAAUACCUUCAAAAGAAACAUACACUGUUGAGAGAGAUGGCUAACGAUUCGACGACGGAUGACGAAAGUGAAGGAUACGAUGAAGAUAAACAAGCACUAAAUAAUAAGGUGACCCAGUGGAUACAAGAAGUGCCGCAAGCCGAAAACAAUCCUAUCCAGAAUGACAGAGUGCAAUCAACGCAACCCCCCUUGUAUCGCAACCAGCUAUUUAGUCAGUUUGUUCCCGAAUUUCGACAGCUAAGAGUAGGCGAAGCCACCCAAAUUCCAUCGAGGAUUGAGAACAGUGGAGCUAAUAUCGGUAUGUUUAACCCAGCACGGCGUUCGACACCGCGACAAGCAGCACUGGUGGACGACGAUGAAAAUAACCUCUCACGUAGUCAAAUAGCUGCACGCCAAGCAGUAUCACGCGAACUUCCAACGUUCACUGGCAUUCCUGAGGAGUGGCCAUUAUUCUACUCGACAUUCAUCACCACGACCAAUAUGUGUGGGUACACAUCGGAAGAGAAUCUCGUUCGCAUACAGAAAUGCCUGAAGGGGAAAGCGUAUGAGGCAAUCAAAUGCAGAUUAAUGCAUCCUUCAAACGUCCCCGGAAUCAUCUCUACUUUGAAGAUGCUGUACGGUAACCCCGAUGUAAUUGUACACAAUUUAAUUGCGAAAAUAAAGUCCACUCCCCCACCGAGACCCGAUAGAUUAGACACACUUAUCGAGUUUUCUCUAGCUGUCCAGAAUCUAUGCGCCACAAUAGAAGCCUGCCAGUUGGACGAAUACUCUCACAACGUUGUACUUCUUCGUGAACUCGUUGAAAAGCUACCAUCUUCGGUAAAAGUUGAUUGGGCAAAGUAUCGGCGAACGCUUUCACACGUCAACCUCACCAUGUUUUCGGCAUGGUUGUACGAGCUUGCGGAGACUGUUUGUCCUAUUGUUUCGCUGUCAAGUAUUGAGUCGAAAGUAAGUCGGGGCAAAAGGGAUUCCGCUUACCUCAACGCACAUAUGGAAGACAUGCAUGAUUAUCAGAACAGGUCAGAUCAAGCCGUCAAGUUCGCACCACGAAACUCGACAUCGAAGGCCUGUGUGCUGUGCAAAGGCAGCUGUACUAGCAUUGAUAAGUGCACUCGAUUUGCUGAAUUCAGUUACAACUCGCGAUGGGCAACUGUUAAAGAGUUUGGGUUGUGUUGGGAGACGUAUGAAACAGCGGCAGUUACUCUACAGAGUACGAUAGAACGAGAGUGUAACACACAUCUGAAACAAAAGAACAAGAUGCUGUUUCGUGUCGUUCCGGUCAUUCUGUACGGAAUCCACAAAGCCGUGAAAACCUUUGCAUUUCUGGACGACGGAUCGUCGCUUACGCUGAUAGAUGCCGCACUUGCAGCCGAGUUAAACCUAAAUGGAAUAGCAGAGCCUUUAUGCCUUCGCUGGACAAGCACUCAAAGUCGCUCCGAGAACGAUUCGGUACGACUGAGCAUUGAAAUAUCGGGUACGGGGGAGAACCACAAGAAGUACCGCCUCCAAGAGGUACACACAGUCUCCAAUCUCGACCUGUUUCAUCAGUCCAUCAAUAUGAAGGAGUUAGCAAAGCAGCAUCCUUACCUGAGAGGCAUUCCAGUUGAAUCCUAUCAGGAUGCCCAACCACGUAUUCUUAUCGGUAUGGACAACGCAAACUUGACACUUCCAUUGAAAGGAAAGGAAGGAGGAUGGUGUCAACCCAUCGUCACAAAAACACGGUUGGGAUGGAUCAUACACGGUGGAACUGAAUCACAGGAAGAACUUGUAGGCUAUCAUAGUCCCCAAAGGUGUCUCUGUAGCGGAAUAAAUGAUACUGUACUGCAGCAGACGGUGAACGAGUAUUUCUCACUUGAAAACGUAGGAAUUUCCAAACCAAAGCAGUCUCUUGCAUCAACUGAGGACCAACGGGCUGCAGAUAUAUUGAAGACUGUCAAACAAACCGAAAACGGACACUACGUUUCUCGGCUGCUCUGGAAGUAUGAUGAGUUCCACCUUCCGAAUAGUAAACCUAUGGCUUUACAGCGAUUUCGUUGCCUAGAGUCGCGUCUGAAGAAAGAUCCUGAGUUAGCAGCAAUACUCCGAACGAAAAUCGAAGAGUACCUGGAAAAGGGUUAUGCCCGCAAGCUGAUGGAGGCCGAAUUAGCAGAAACGCGGCAACGGAUAUGGUAUCUCCCGAUCUUUCCGGUCUUCAAUCCGAACAAGCCGGGGAAGGUGCGCAUCGUUUGGGAUGCAGCAGCUAAAACCAAUGGUGUGUCAUUAAAUUCGAUGAUGUUAACUGGACCAGAUCAACUAACAUCCCUCCUAUCGGUACUCAUCCAGUUUCGAGAAAAUCGGGUAGCGAUUUGCGGUGAUUUAAGAGAGAUGUUCCACCAGGUUAGGAUUUCGGAAGAGGAUCAAAACUGCUUACGUUUUCUUUGGAGAGAAAACCCGUCGGAUGCAGAACCCAGUACCUACGUAAUGCAGGUAAUGACGUUCGGGGCUUGUUGUUCUCCCAGUUGCGCCCAAUACGUCAAAAACUUAAACGCUGAGAAGCAUGGAGGGCAGUACCCGAAGGCAGCUAAUGCAAUCAUCAAGAACCACUAUGUGGACGAUAUGCUAACGAGUACGGAGUCAGAGGAAGAGGCGAUCCAGUUAGCUCGUGAAGUACGACACGUCCACGCUCAGGGCGGAUUCGAGAUACGUAACUGGAUAUCGAACUCACCAGUGGUUCUCAACGCUUUGCAAAAGGAACGGAUCGAUGAGAAGAGCCUGAAUCUAGGGUCCGAACUAGCUACGGAAAAGGUUCUUGGCUUGUGGUGGUGUACCGCAACGGAUACGCUCACGUUCAAACUUUCACCGAAGCACGAUGAGGAUCUGUUAUCGGGAAAACGUCGACCUACCAAGAGAGAAGUGUUGCGGACCUUGAUGACCAUCUUCGACCCUCUGGGAUUGCUGUCGCACUUGUUAAUCUUUCUCAAAAUUCUACUGCAGGAGAUAUGGCGCUCAGGAGUUGGCUGGGACGACGAAAUUCCUGAUGCUCUUAAUGAGAAAUGGGAAAAAUGGUUAAAGGUUCUUCCAUCGGUACGGGAUGUACGUGUACCGAGAUGCUACCGACUGCUCGUGUCAAACGGUCCGGAAACAAAUGUGCAGUUGCACACAUUCGUCGAUGCCAGUGAGGAUGGUUACGCAGCCGUAGUGUAUCUACGAUUCCAGCAAGGCAACCGCAUAGAGUGUUCAAUCGUUGCGGCGAAAUCACGGGUGGCCCCUCUAAAAUUUGUUUCGAUACCGAGGCUUGAACUUCAAGCGGCGGUUGCAGGAGCGCGGCUAGCGAAUAUGGUGACCAAUAGUUUAUCAUUCAAGGUGAACGAACGUUUGUCGCCUUUCGUGUCAGCGACAUCUUGGAAACCAGCGAAAUUGCGAACUGGAGGUGGGUCGGCACAAAGCAGUGUGGCGGAUGAAGCAACCAAGUGGCAACGUCUGCCGGAUCUUGGAAAUGACAGUCGAUGGUUUAAGAGUCCGGAGUUUCUAUGGCAAGAACGCGACAAUUGGCCAGUUGAACCAUUUACAACUGGAACUACUAAGGAAGAGAUACGUUCCAACUUAUUUCAUCAUAGAGUUGUCAUGAAACCAUGUAUCAACGCAGAGUACUUCAGCAACUGGAAACGAUUGGUUGGUACAGUAGGUUUCGUGUUUCGAUUUCUGUGUAACUGUCGGAGCAAAGUAACGGGAAUCCAUCGUAAGCUCGGCCCCCUAUCCAGCAUGGAAUUACAGCAAGCAUCGAACUACCUCUUCAGAGAAGCGCAGAGAGAAUCAUUUCCAGAAGAAGUGGCCAUUCUUUUAAAUAGAAAUGGUACAACAAAGGCGCUCCCUAAGCAGAGCGCAAUAUACACGAUGAAACCAUUCUUAGACGAGAAUCAGUUGAUGCGAAUGUUUGGUAGAAUUAGCAGGUGCGAGUAUGCCACAAUGGACGCGCAGAAUCCUGUCGUUCUCCCGAAAGAUCAUCACAUCACGAAGCUACUUGUUCGAGACUACCAUGAACGUUUCCAUCAUUGUAAUCAUGAAACCGUGAUUAACGAACUGCGACAGAAAUUCAGGAUACCGAAACUGCGAGUUGUAUAUCGAAACGUGAGGGCAAACUGUCAGAAAUGCAAGAAUCAGCGAGCAAUUCCCCAGCCCCCUCCGAUGGGCGAUCUCCCAAAGGUUAGGCUGGCGGCCUUCUGCAGACCGUUCACGUUCGUAGGCGUGGAUUACUUUGGCCCUAUCAUGGUAGCGCUAGGGCGAAGAUCGGAAAAACGAUGGGGCGUACUUGUGACAUGCUUGACGACACGAGCAGUGUACAUAGAGGUCGCACACACACUAAAUGCGGACUCAUGUGUUAUGGCGAUCAGGAAUUUUAUGGCCAGACGUGGCGUUCCGAAUCAAAUAUUCAGCGACCGUGGCACGAAUUUCACGGCAGCAAACAAGGAGCUCGGGGCGGCUCUGGCAGAGCUAGAUCAGGAGAAAAUUGUGCAGGAAAUUGUCAGUCCCAACACUGAAUGGUGUUUUAUUCCUCCAGCGUCUCCCCACAUGGGUGGGUCGUGGGAAAGACUAAUCCAAUCUGUAAAGCGUAACCUAGAACAAAUUCGCCCACGAUGUUAUCUCAGUGAUGAAGUCCUUCGGAAUCAGUUGAUCGAGAUAGAAGGCACAAUUAACUCACGUCCACUAACACAUGUACCGGCAGAUGAUCCAGAUGCUCCUGUUCUCACGCCAAACCACUUUAUUCUGGGUUCAUCUAGUGGGCUUAAACCGGCUACUUUACUCGACGACAGUGCUCUGGCAUUGAAACGUUCUUGGCGUAAUUCGCAGGUGGAGGCGAACAUCUUUUGGCGUCGGUGGGUUCGCGAUUACAUGCCAGACCUCACAAGGCGCACAAAAUGGUUCAGCGAGGUAAAAGCAAUCGAGGUGGGAGACAUUGUGGUCAUUGCAGAUCCAGACCAUCCGCGGAACUGCUGGCCCAAGGGGCGGAUCAUCUCCGUGAAUAGAGGCAAAGAUGGCAAGGUGCGAUCGGCGGCUGUCCAAACAGCGAUCGGAGGUAAGCCACGACUGUGGCGUACCCGGGGGGGAGUGUGA
Molecule: messenger RNA, 5991 nt
Organism: Topomyia yanbarensis
Lineage: Eukaryota; Metazoa; Arthropoda; Insecta; Diptera; Culicidae
Exons: 4
Coding region: 1-5991 (1996 amino acids)
Biological process (GO): DNA integration
Molecular function (GO): nucleic acid binding
Source: RefSeq, a predicted model, not a curated record